Molecule: messenger RNA, 3946 nt
Organism: Xylona heveae TC161
Lineage: Eukaryota; Fungi; Ascomycota; Xylonomycetes; Xylonales; Xylonaceae
Product: leucyl-tRNA synthetase
Exons: 4
Coding region: 110-3562 (1150 amino acids)
Biological process (GO): leucyl-tRNA aminoacylation
Molecular function (GO): ATP binding; aminoacyl-tRNA deacylase activity; leucine-tRNA ligase activity
Source: RefSeq, a predicted model, not a curated record
GAAAGGCGGGACGAGAGCGAAAGUGUGAUUUUGUCCUGAGGGGCUCCAGUUGUCCGUUGAAUCUCUUUACACUAUCCAUACCUUAGUUACCACAAAUACCAAAGCCACCAUGGCGGCAACACAGGCUACUCUGAGUGCCAUGGACCCCAGCAAGAGUUCCAAAAACACUAUUAAACUUGAAAAUACUGAGAAAAGAGAUACCCUUAUUGCGAUAGAGAAGAAAUACCAGCAAAAAUGGGCAGAGGACAAGGUCUUCGAGCCCAAUGCGCCCUCGACCAAGGAGAUCCCUCUCCAGGACAUUUCGGCCGCCGACCUUCGUGCCAAAUACCCUAAAUUCUUUGGCACCAUGGCCUACCCAUAUAUGAACGGCACUCUGCAUGCCGGACACAGUUUCUCAGUCUCCAAGAUUGAGUUUACUGCUGGUGUUGCUCGUAUGCAGGGCAAGCGCGCCCUCUUCCCGAUGGGUUUCCACUGCACGGGUAUGCCCAUCAAAGCCUGUGCCGACAAACUUGUCAGAGAAGUCGAGAUGUUUGGCAAGGAAUUCGAGCGCUGCCCCGAGACGAACAUUACGAACAGCCAGCCCGAGGAGACCCCUGCGCCUACAGAGGCUGACACCAAGGAGGACAUUACCAAAUUCACCGCCAAGAAGGGCAAGGCUGCGGCGAAGGCGGUCAAGCUGAAGUACCAGUUCCAGAUCAUGCUUGCCCUUGGCAUUCCUCUCGCCGAGAUCCACAAAUUUGCAGACCCGCAACAUUGGCUCCAAUUCUUCCCUCCGUUGUGCAGACGAGAUCUUACCAACUUUGGCGCUCGUAUCGACUGGCGCCGAUCAAUGGUCACCACUGACGCCAACCCUUACUACGAUGCCUUUGUGAGAUGGCAGAUGAACCGUCUCAAGGAGUUGCAGAAGAUUCGCUUUGGCAAGCGUUACACUGUCUAUUCCCCCAAGGAUGGCCAGCCCUGCAUGGACCACGACCGAAGUGAAGGUGAAGCCAUUGGACCACAGGAGUAUACCGCCGUGAAGCUCAAGGUGAAGGAGUGGGCCCCCGAGGCUGCCAAGCUCGUCGAGAGCAAGCUGCCUGCGAACGCUAAUGUCUUCUUUGUCCCCGCCACUCUCCGACCCGAGACCAUGUACGGCCAGACCUGCUGUUUCGUUGGACCCAAGAUCACCUACGGUGUAUUCAAGGCCGGUGAGAAUGACUACUUUGUCGUCACUGAGCGUGCUGCCCGCAACAUGGCCUUCCAGGGUGCGUUCCCCAAGUGGGGCGAGUACGAAAAGGUUGCCGAACUUCCCGGUACCUCUGUCAUUGGCACCCUCGUGAAUGCUCCCCUUUCCAUGCACACUGAGGGUGUCCGCAUCCUGCCGAUGGAGACGGUCAAGGCCACCAAGGGUACUGGUGUUGUCACUUCAGUCCCAUCUGACAGCCCGGAUGACUAUGCUACCGUCCUCGAUCUUGCCAAGAAGGCCGACUUCUACGGGAUCAAGAAGGAGUGGGCUGAGCUGGAAAUCAUCCCGAUUCUCGAGACUCCGUCAUACGGUAACCUGACUGCGCCUUUCCUCGUGAAGAAGCUCAAGAUCAACUCUCCCAAGGAUGCCGCUCAGCUCGAGGAGGCCAAGGGUCUUGCCUAUAAGGAGGGCUUCUACCAGGGUACCAUCCUGGUUGGCAAGUACAAGGGCCAAAAGGUGGAGCACAUCAAGGACAAUGUCAAGCGUGACCUGAUCGAUGCAGGCGACGCUUUCGAGUAUGCUGAGCCGGCUGGUCUGGUCAUCAGCCGAUCGGGCGACGAGUGCGUUGUUGCUCACUUGGACCAGUGGUUCCUCAACUACGGUAACGGUGACGAGGAAUGGCAAAAGACGACUCUCGGCUGGAUUUCCGAGGGUCUCAAUACCUUUACUACGGAGACCAAGCACCAGUUUGAGAAGACCAUUGACUGGUUGAACCAAUGGGCCUGCGCCAGAAGCUAUGGUCUUGGCUCUAAGCUUCCUUGGGACCACAGCUUCCUGGUUGAGAGUUUGAGUGACAGCACAAUCUACAUGUCAUACUACACCAUUGCUCACCUCCUCCACAAGGACAUUUUUGGAAAGGAGCCUGGCCUUGCUGGCGUCAAGGCUGAACAGAUGACUGACGAGGUCUGGGACUACAUCUUCACCAGAAGAGAGCUCUCCGACGAGGUCGUCAAGAGUGGUAUCAGCAAGGACUCUCUUGAGUCUAUGCGCCGUGAGUUCCAGUACUGGUAUCCCUUGGACCUUCGUGUUUCUGGAAAGGACCUUAUCCCUAACCACUUGACCUUCUUCCUCUACAUCCACACUGCUCUCUUCCCCAAGGAGUUCUGGCCUCGCGCGGUCCGUGCUAAUGGCCACUUGACGCUCAACGGUGAGAAGAUGAGCAAGCACACUGGUAACUUUUUGACUCUGGAUGACACUGUCAAGAAGUACGGUGCCGACGCCAGCCGUGUUGCGCUCGCUGAUGCCGGUGACGGUAUUGAGGACGCCAACUUUGAGGAGAGCGUCGCCAACAGCAGCAUUCUCCGUCUUUUUACUCUUAAGGAGUGGUGCGAGAAGAUCGCCAAGCUGGCCAAGGGUGAGCAGAUGCGCGAUGAGAUUCCUCUCCGCACUGGUCCCAAGGUCUUUUGGGACAAGCUCUUUGAGAAUGAGAUGUACAGUCUUGCCAACGAGGCUAAGAAUCACUACUCGGCCACCAACUACAAGCUUGCUCUCAAGUCUGCCUUCUACGACUUCACCACAGCUCGCGAUUUCUACCGUGAGAGUACCACUGCUUCCCGUAUCGGCAUGCAUAAGGACGUUGCUCUGCAGUACAUUAAGUUGCAGGCUCUUCUGAUGGCCGUCAUCACUCCUCACUGGUCCGAAUACAUCUGGCAAGAGGUUCUCGAGCAGCCGGCCACUAUCCAAAAUGAGCUCUUCCCUGAGCUCCCCGAGGCCGACGUCACUCUGCUCGCCGCACGCGAGUACGUCCGCACCACCACUUCGAACAUCACUUCUGCCGAAGCGGCGCAGCAAAAGAAGAAGGACAAGGGCAAGAGCGUGGCCUUUGACCCCAAGAAGGCCAAGAAGCUCACCAUCUUCGCCACCACGAAAUACCCCUCGUGGCAAGAAAAGUAUAUUGACCUCGUGCGCGAGGCCUUUGACGGCGUCUCCAUCAACGACAAGGAGCUCAACCCCAAGGUCGCCAAGUUUGGCGAAAUGAAGAAGGCCAUGCCGUUUGUGCAAGGUCUCAAGCGCCGUCUCGCCGGCGGCGAAUCAGCCAACAUCGUCUUCGAUCGCAAACUCCCCUUUGACGAGCUCGACACCCUCAAGGAGAUGGCCAUCGGUCUUUCCCGCACCACGGGCUGCAAGGCCAUUGAAGUCAUUGCCGUCGACGAAGGCGGCAAGACCGGCACCGUCAUCAAGUCUGUCGAUGUCGUAGGCACCGGUGUCGACAGCAAGGGCAAAGAGGAAACCACUACCCAGGUCGACCAGUCUGCCGAUCAGAAGCGCACUGAGCUGCCCCAGCCUGCAGAGGGCGCCGUCCCUGGUGUCCCUACCUUUCAUUUUGAGAAUAUCUAAGUCACGUAUCCAUCCAAGCAUAUCUAAGUCACGUAUCGUCCAUUUGAGCACAGCUAAGCUGCAUGGAUGAAAAGAAGGAGAAGAGAGGUGCAGUGAAGCAGAGAUUUAAAAAAAAAAAAAGCAUAUCUAGAUGUGAAGUAGCGAUGGACCAAAACAAAAAAAGGGCAUAGAAAGCGUGCAAUAUUUUCCUCAUUCUCCCUUUUUACCUUUUACUCUUUUUUUACAUUUUGUCGCGAUAUACUUCUGCCCGACUGGAUCUGUAGGGUUAGUCGGGACUGACGCAGUUCAUGUGCGAUGAAGACGAUUUCAUUUGAUGCACUUUUAUUGUUUCCCCCCCUCGUGUGUUUUGUCCAAAAAAGAUGAUAGAUUCUUUCGUCAUGGUAU